Penicillium paradoxum is the source of this 852-nucleotide messenger RNA. Its product is annotated as short chain dehydrogenase/reductase family. The record is from RefSeq and is a predicted model, not a curated record. Gene Ontology annotation, molecular function: oxidoreductase activity. The coding region runs from base 1 to 852 and encodes 283 amino acids. Lineage: Eukaryota; Fungi; Ascomycota; Eurotiomycetes; Eurotiales; Aspergillaceae. The transcript has 3 exons.
AUGGAUUCUGCAAGUCUUUUCAAUGUCAAGGGCAAAGUGGUGCUGGUCACCGGCGGAGCUAAAGGCAUCGGUCGCAUGAUCUCAGAGGGCUAUGUAACCAACGGCGCCACUGUCUACAUCUCCUCUCGUGAUGCAAAGGCCUGUGAACAAGCAGUCAACGAGCUCAAUGCGCUGGGCAAGGGCAAAGCCCAUGCCAUCCCGGCCGAUUUCUACAAGCUCGAGGAUGUGAAGAAGUUGGCGGAGGAGCUGGCCAAGCGCGAAGGCAGUAAGGCACCACACAUUGCACAAACAGUGAUAUCAAUUCUCACAAGAAUCCUUCUUCCUAUAGAGCUCCAUGUCCUCGUCAACAACUCCGGCUCGAACUGGGGCGCUCCCUACGACAAAUAUCCCUCCGAGGCCUUCACACGAGUCCUGACCCUCAACCUUCACCGAGUCUUUGACCUGACCCAGCUCGUUACACCACUUUUGGAGAAGGCGGCUACGCCGAACGAUCCCUCCCGCAUUAUCAAUAUCGGCAGCAUUGAUGGACUCCGUGUUCCCGCGCUCGAGACAUUCGCAUACAGUUCCAGCAAGGCCGGCCUACACCACUUAAGCCGGGUGCUUGCCAACCAUCUAGGCCAGAGAAAUAUUACUUCUAACACCUUGGCCUGCGGUCCUUUCGAGAGUAAGAUGAUGGCUGCCACCUUGAAGGAGUUUGGUGAGACGAUUAAGGCCGGUGUGCCUCUUGGUCGUAUUGGAACCCCGCAGGAUGUGGCUGGAGCUUGUUUGUUCUUGAGCAGCCGUGCUGGUGCGUUUGUCAACGGCGCGACUAUUACAGUCGACGGCGGAAGUGUCAUCGCUUCCAAGCUGUAA